Mytilus trossulus (common blue mussel) is the source of this 2847-nucleotide messenger RNA. RefSeq names its product ankyrin-1-like. NCBI's taxonomy places the organism in Eukaryota, Metazoa, Mollusca, Bivalvia, Mytilida, Mytilidae. The coding region runs from base 1 to 2847 and encodes 948 amino acids. Gene Ontology annotation, molecular function: protein binding. The transcript is spliced from 2 exons. The record is from RefSeq and is a predicted model, not a curated record.
AUGUUUUCAAAUGCAGUACAAAAACCACCGAAAAACAUUGAGGACAGAGUUAGCAAUACAUAUUCCACAAUUACAGUAGACGACAAACAUGGUGCUGGAAUUAAAAGCAACGUUAUCGAUGAAGCAACCCCGAUACGGAAUAACAAAAAUGGCAAACACAAAAGUGAUUUAGAGGAGGUUUCAACUUAUGUUGAAGAAUUUCAACAAGAAACACUCCAAGAAUGGACCAACAAACUUCAUAAAUUUGUUAUUACAAGAGCCACAAAGAAAAUAUAUGAUGCCACUUUGGAGGAAAAUAUAGUUGUCAUAGCAGGACCAACUGGUAUUGGAAAAUCAGCUAAUGCUUAUCACGUUGCAUUCCGAUUGAAAAGUGAAGGUUGUUAUACGAUGAUACCAGCAAGACAACCAGGUGACAUUAUAAAGUAUCAUAUAUCAGGAUCAAAACAAGUGUUUAUCAUUGACAAUUUUAUCGGAGAGUAUGGCGUUGAUGAGACUAAUAUACUUUCAUGGGAAAAAAAUGGACCAAUAUUGAAGAAUAUUUUUCGAAAAAGCAAUGAAACGAAACUCAUCCUUACAAGCAGAACCUAUAUUUGGCAACCGGAACAACAAAAGUGCAUCAGUAUAUUGUUACCUUACACAUGCGAUUUUUUGUCAGAAGAACUUUCGCUAUUAUUGGAAGAGAGACAGGCUAUUUGCAGAUCUUAUAUCAAACCAACCGAGGCAGCCAGAUUACACGAUGCAAUCAUUAUGAUGUACAAUUUUUUUCCGUAUUUGUGUUCCUUCUAUCCAACUACGAACGAUUUUAAUGUAAACCAUUUAUUUACAGCUCCUUCCCAGAUUAUAGAAGACGAAGUAAAUAAUUUAAAGGGAAAGUCGGAAGCUAUCUAUUUUGCAUUGGCUGUUCUUGCCAUCAAGCAGAAGAUUUCACGAAACUUCCUUUCCAUAGACAAUCAUGAUUCCAAUGAAUUGUUACAGGAUAUGUUUCAUGAAUCCGCUUUUUUGCAGUAUCCUUCUAAAAAACGUCUGAUGAGUUCUUUACGUAGUCUGUCGGGAUCCUAUGUAACAGAAGACAGUGAUAAAGUUGUAUUUGUUCAUGAAACUAUGAAAAAUAUCGUUCUGUUUUGUAUUGCAAAAACAUUUAUGAAAACCGUAAUUAAGUAUUGUACAACUGAAGUAUUUCUGGAUCAUAUUCGUUUAGAUUGUAUAGACGCAGAACAUGAUGUCCUCGCUAUAAAGGUUCCAACAGAACACCAAGAAACAUAUUUUAGACGUCUUGUAUUGGAGUUAAAUAACGGCUUAAUUUCUACCGUUUUUACCAACCAGCAGAACAAUUGGGAAAUUUUCAGAUGUAUGUUUCUUAAAUACAUACAAGAACAUUUAGAAGAUUUUCACAUUAAUAAUACACAAAAGGGGAUGGCGAUGCAUGUUGUUUCAACGAAUGGAUAUCGUGAAUAUGUUUCAUUUUUCCUUCAAGACAAAAGUAUGGCAAAAAUAAAAGACUCUGCUGGUAAUACUCCGCUUCACACAGCAUGUAAAAAUGGACAUUUGGAGGUUGUAACAAAUCUGAUUGAAACUGAUUCAGAGAUUUACAUUGCAAAUACGGAGGGAAUAAAACCCCUAUUUUAUGCAUGUGAAAAUAAUCAUUUAGAAAUAGUAAAGUUGUUACUGACAACACGAUUAAAUGAAAAAGUAAAAAUAAAUGAAAAAUAUAUGACAAGGGAAAAUAGAGGUGUACUGCACGUGGUUGCUGAGCAAGGGUUUACAGAUCUUGCUUUGUUUUUGCUGAAAAUGAAAGCAGAUGUUAAUAUUCGAGAUGCUAGAGAACGUACACCACUGCACUUAGCUUGUAAGACGGAACAUUCAUCAAUGAUACCAGCUUUACUCGCGUAUAAGGCAAAUAUUAAUGCAAUAGAUGUUGGAGAGAGAACUCCCUUAUAUGUUGCAUGCUGUGCAAAUCAGAAAGAGAUUGUAAAAAUGUUGAUCGAUAAUAAAGCUGAUAUCAAUUUAAAAACUAAGACUGAAAAGCGACCUUUGCAUGCUGCAUGUGAAUACGGAAGUAUCGAGAUUGUAAAACUACUUAUAGAAAAUGGUGCUAAAUUCGGAAAAAAAGAAAGUAACAAAUGCGUUGUACCCUUGCAUUUAGCUUGUAAAAAUUACAACGAAGAUAUUGUUAAACAUUUAAUUUCGUGUGGGUCAUCAGUUAACCAAACAAUUGGUGAAGGCAUAACUCCCUUGCAUGUAGCUUGCAAGUUCGGCAAUGAUAAAGUCGUACACGUAUUGCUUGGUAAUAAAGCUAUUGUAAAUGAAAAAGAUAAACAUGGAUGGACACCACUUUUUUAUUGUUGUAAAAAAGGCUUUAAUACAAUUGUUGAAAUACUUCUGCAAGAAAACGCAAAACCGAAUAUGUGUGAUGAAAAAAAAGUCACACCACUAAUGAUUGCUUGCAAAUGGAGUAAAACAGAUGUUGUCAAAUCUUUGUUGCAUGCGAAAGCAAAUGUAAAUCAUUGUGAUGCAAACCAUUGCACAUCCCUUCAGUUAGCUUGCAAAUCUGACAAUGUAGAGGUUGUUAAUUUAUUAUUAGAAUUUAAAGCUGAUAUAAAUAUGUCAGAUAAAAAGUCCUUCACCCCUCUACAUAUAGCAUGCAUGAACAAUUGUCCAAAUGUGGUACUAAAAUUGAUAAAUAAUAAAGCGGAUAUUAAUGCGCGGGAUAAAGACGGACAUACACCAAUAGUCAAAGCUGGAAUGAACACAUAUCUUAACAUUGUAGACAUUUUACUUCGUUAUGAAGCAUCUGCCGAUAUAUGUGAUAGAGCAGGACCAUCUCCUCUACCAAUUGCUGAUAAUUAA